AUGACCUGUGACGCUUCACAGUACGGGCUGGGCGCAGUGAUAUCGCAGGAAGUAACUAAAGGAGUGUGGCGACCAAUAGAGUUUGCUUCAAGGACUUUGACAAGCACGGAACAAAACUACUCACAAAUCGAAAGAGAGGCACUCGCGAUAGUGUUUGCUGUGAAAAAGUUUCACAAGUACCUCUUCGGGAAAAAGUUCUCCCUCAUAACAUAUCACUACCCGCUGACAUCGCUUCUAAAAUUAGGACACAAGUCAACCGGCGUGGCCGCCCCGCGGAUUGAACGUUGGCGACUUCUACUUGCCGUGUAUAACUAUGAUAUUGUGUACAAGAAAGGAAGUCACAUCGAAGAUGCCGACACGUUAUCGAGACUCCCACUUCCGACAAUACCGGAAGAAGACACCUUGAGGUAUUUCUCGCCGUUGCAACAGGUUCCUCUCAAUAAUUGGUCGGUACAACAAGAAACCAGUCAGGAUCCUGUAUUGCCAAGAGUCAUCGAAAUUACGAAAAGGGGAUGGCCAAAGAAGGUGGACGAUCGAGCGCUGCAACCUUACUUUCAAAGACGGGACUUCCUUUCUACAGACCACGACUGUCUGGUGUGGGGAGCGAGGGUGGUAAUACCACAUAGCCUGCGUGACGUAGUCGUUGGGCGUCUGCACGAAGGCCAUCCGGGAAUGGUGAAAAUGAAGAUGUUGAGUAGACAAAACGUAUGGUGGCCUGGUUUGGAUACCCACGUUGAAAAUGUUGUUCGUAACUGUCAUGUGAGCCAGUGUGUUCAGAACAGUGCGCCCCUUCCACCAUUACAGCCGUGGCCGUUUUCGAUCCGAGUAUUUCAGAGAGUGCAUCUAGACUUCGCUCAAAAAGAUGGGACGUAUUUCUUGAUUGUCGUUGAUGACUAUUCCAAAUGGAUGGAGGUGAUCAUGAUGCCCACGACAACAGCUCAGAGGACAGUCGAAGAACUGCGAACCAUUUUUGCCCAAUUCGGAUUGCUAGAAGAAGCCGUAACGGACAAUGGUCCCCAAUUCGUGUCCGAAGAAUUUCGUAACUUCAUGGAAGAGAAUGGGGUCAUCCACACGACAACACCGCCAUAA
Ornithodoros turicata is the source of this 1089-nucleotide messenger RNA. RefSeq lists its product as uncharacterized. Gene Ontology annotation, biological process: DNA integration. Bases 1 to 1089 code for a protein of 362 amino acids. Gene Ontology annotation, molecular function: nucleic acid binding. The record is from RefSeq and is a predicted model, not a curated record. The transcript has a single exon. NCBI's taxonomy places the organism in Eukaryota, Metazoa, Arthropoda, Arachnida, Ixodida, Argasidae.